Molecule: messenger RNA, 1429 nt
Organism: Lactuca virosa
Lineage: Eukaryota; Viridiplantae; Streptophyta; Magnoliopsida; Asterales; Asteraceae
Source: the annotation of a GenBank genome assembly
CAAACCCAAAGGGGUGACAUGUAAAUCGUCCCCAUUUGGCCUUCAAUAACUUAUUAAACCCCAUGAGUACUCCACUUACCAAACGACGCAGAGCUGGUCAAACCUCUGUUUGACUCUCUGCAACCAAAUUAAAACCGCCUGCCACCAACCCCCACCACCAUCUCCGCCGCCACCUCCUCCCUCAUCUCCACCGUAACGCCACCGACAAAAUCCAAACACAUUUCACUUUUUAAAUAAAGAUAAACACCACAUUAUCAACUCCCGCCGUAUUCAUCGGUCAAGAUAUCGCACAUUCAUCCUAAAUUUUUGUUAGAUUUUCUACACAGGGGCAAAGAAGUAAAGCUCUCCGAAAAGUAUGGCGGAUUCAGGUUCUCGUUCUACUUUUACCCUCGAAAGAUUUCUCUCUCAAGACACUGCAUUAGCGGAAGACGACGAUGAAGACGAGUUAAACGAAUAUGAAUCAUCCACUCAAGACGAAGAAUAUCUUCGAAUUUUACUUGAUAGAGAGAGGGAUCGUAAUCACAUUCGAUCACCUGUAGAUGAUUGGAUUAAAGUCGGUCGAUCGGAAGCAAUCCAAUGGAUAUACAAUACGAGAGCGUUUUUCCGACUCCGAUUCCACACUGCCUACUUGUCUGUAAUAUACAUUGAUCGAUUUCUUUCAAAAGGACUUAUCAGUAGUGACAAGAAUUGGGCGAUUCGAUUGCUAUCGGUUGCUUGUUUAUCGUUGGCGGCAAAGAUGACGGACUUGAAAGCUCCGGCUUUAUCAGAGUUUCCGGCUGAAGAAUACAAUUUCGAGAGCAAUACGAUUCAUAGAAUGGAGCUUUUGGUAUCGACCACAUUAGAUUGGAGAAUGCAUUCAAUAACUCCGUUUAACUUCAUCAGCUGCUUCAUUCCAUGCUUCUGCAAUGAAUCUUCAAACAGAGAGUUUGUGCCUCUAACUACACAAAUCCUUUUAGCUACAACAAAAGAUAUUAAUUUCGUUGGAUAUCGAUCAUCUACCAUAGCAAUGGCAGCUACACUGAUGGUGAUAGAUCAAAAUUUGACGAAAGAAUCUUUGGAGAUGAAACUGAAGAGCACUUGGUUGAAUCGGUUUCUUGAUCAUGGUGAUGUGUACAGUUGUUAUUGUCGAAUUUUGGAACUUGAACCUGUAAAAGUUACGGUCUCCAAAGCGGAUUUAGCAACGGGUUUGGAGAAUCUACCGGCUGGCACAAAAAGGAAGAGGCUCGCUUUCAACGAAUGCGAAAAGAAGCAACUCCCAUGAGCCAAUGAAUCUAGUCCAAUUUACUUCGUUUGUUACAGUUUUUAGGAUUUUAUGUGUUCGUUUUGGAUAUAAUUCGUGGAUUUCAAAAUUUUGUAUAAGGGAAUGUGGGAAAAAGGAUAAAUAAAUUGAGCACGACUUGGAGGUGUAGAAUUACUAUAUAAUUGAGGU